Molecule: messenger RNA, 1056 nt
Organism: Peronospora matthiolae
Lineage: Eukaryota; Oomycota; Peronosporomycetes; Peronosporales; Peronosporaceae
Source: the annotation of a GenBank genome assembly
AUGAAUACUGACAUUCCAGCUCAUGUGGUAUUGAGCCAUUGUACAUCAGAGUACCAGGCUAACAGUCCGAGCGAGGACCGCAGCGUGAACGUUGUAAAGUCAACGGAUACUGGUGUUCAGAUCAACGCAGUUUUUGAUGGGCAUGGCGGCUCGAGAGCAGUAGAUCACCUCUGCUCAUCGCUUUGUCAAGAUAUACUUGCUGAAAUUACAUCCGACAGCUCUAGUGAUGAGAUCCACGCUAUAGUCGAUAACGCUUUUUCUCGCUCUGACGAGAAAUUCAAGCAGUCACUGUUAGCUCUUGAUCCCACCAUCCGCAUGUCGAAGGGCUACUGCAACGCUGGGUCGUGCGCUGUCAUCGCGUUGUUCAUUCACAAGGUGCUUUGUGUCGCAAAUGUCGGAGACUGUGCUGCUGUGCUAGGAAAGAAAAACAAGGAGACUGGAGAACUACAGGCGGUCGAAGUAUCAGCUGAUCAUUCGUGCGACAACUUGCAUGAGACCAAGCUAGUGAUUGAGCGCUCGCAUGAUCGCAACGCUAUUAGGAUGAGCAAAGAUGAUUUAGCCGCUGGAUUAGGCAUCGCGGGUGCUCAACGCGUGGCUGGUAGCCUGGCAAUGACACGUGCGUUCGGUGAUUUCUACCUCAAGUGUCCAGAGCUCAGUAUGGCGCCAUUCAAGAGCAAAGUACCAUACAUCACAUCGAAACCUAGCAUAUCUACCAUUUACAUGGAUGGUAGCGAAAAGUAUGUCAUACUGGCAAGUGAUGGUCUGUGGGAUGUCGUGACGCCAGAAGAGGCUGUCCAGAUCGUGGACAAAUUUGACUCGAAGCAUUCUUUGUUCUUUACGGACGCAAGUGCUGCCCUCAUUCAUGCAGCCCUGGAGAAGAUUGCGCACCGAGAUGGAUUGAUGAUGCACGAACUGAUGUCGAUGCCGCAAGGCUCUGUACGGAGGCGUUUACAUGACGAUAUCACAUGCACCGUAGUGCGGAUUAAACACCAGAAUGGCGCGCAACAGCUGAGCACGGCUCACCCCGAUACGAGCCGGACCACUCCUGACAUUUGA